AUGGUCCGAAAGUCGCUAGAUUACUCGAAUCAGAAGUUCAAGAAAGGUCUAUGGUCUCCCGAUGAAGAUGAGAAGCUUCGGAAUUAUGUCCUAAAGUACGGCCAUGGCUGCUGGAGUUCAGUUCCGGCCAAUGCCGGUUUAGAAAGAAAUGGAAAGAGCUGUAGAUUACGGUGGAUUAAUUAUCUGAGGCCAGGAUUAAAGCGAGGGGCAUUUAGUUUGGAAGAGGAAGAAAUAAUCUUGGCCCUUCAUCAUAUUUUAGGAAACAAAACAGAUAAUGAGAUUAAAAACCACUGGCACUCUUACCUCAAGAAAAGGGCAGUUAAAACUGAAAUGCAGGUUAAAAAAGAAACCAUAAAUGGUGAAUUACCUCAAAUUCCAAAUCUUUCGCCUCAAAAUCCCGGUCUCGAAUCGUUUAAAAGCCCGGAACAAUCGAUAAACGAGACAAACGACCCGAAUUUACAGGAAAUAAACCGGUCGAGGGGACCUAAUUGCAAUUUACCGAAAGUUCUGUUCGCCGAGUGGCUUUCAACCGACCCUUUUCAAGUCCAUGACUCGGGAAGCUUAAGUUCCGAUAGCUUCACGCUCGAUAACAACAACAAUAGUUCGAGUUCUGAAGAUUCUUGGAAUAUUUUCGACCAGCAAACGAAUAACUCUGUUUCGGUUGAUGAUUAUAAUAUGUUUCCAUAUUCGCCGUUCGAUUAUUUAUCGGAAAAUGGUGGGAUCGAUUAUUAUUAUCCAGGACAGUUUGGCAUAAACGGCAAUGGCAUGUAUUUGUAG
Molecule: messenger RNA, 777 nt
Organism: Striga asiatica
Lineage: Eukaryota; Viridiplantae; Streptophyta; Magnoliopsida; Lamiales; Orobanchaceae
Source: the annotation of a GenBank genome assembly